Condylostylus longicornis is the source of this 1403-nucleotide messenger RNA. It is a transcript of the gene Papst2, whose product is annotated as adenosine 3'-phospho 5'-phosphosulfate transporter 2. The coding region runs from base 183 to 1262 and encodes 359 amino acids. Gene Ontology annotation, molecular function: 3'-phosphoadenosine 5'-phosphosulfate transmembrane transporter activity. Gene Ontology annotation, biological process: transmembrane transport. NCBI's taxonomy places the organism in Eukaryota, Metazoa, Arthropoda, Insecta, Diptera, Dolichopodidae. The transcript is spliced from 2 exons. Gene Ontology annotation, cellular component: endoplasmic reticulum membrane; Golgi membrane. The record is from RefSeq and is a predicted model, not a curated record.
GUUGUCUUGUCACUAAAAAAACAGGGUUAUAUUAAUUUAAUAAAUAAAACAGAAGGCUUUUUUAUCAAAACAAAAUGCCUUGAAAUUUUGAUGAAGGAAACAAGUAAACAGGAAGCAGUAAAUAUUACGCAAAAUCGUGUUGAGUUUUAUCCUUUUAUUAAUAUCUAUUCAGUGUAUUUAAAAUGAAAGAGGAACGUAUUUUUAUAGAUAACAAACAUAAAAAAACUGAAUAUGAUCCAGAAAAACUGCAAGUUUUAUGUUUUGAUAUGACAUAUUAUAAUAAAAGAACUCAAUUCUUGCUUUGUACCCUAGGAGUUUUUGGUCUCUAUAUAAUAUACGGCUAUCUUCAAGAGCUAAUUUUUUCAUUAGAAGAGUUUAAACCAUAUGGUUGGUUUUUAACACUUAUUCAGUUCCUAUAUUAUAUUAUAUUUGCUGUGAUAGAGCGAAGAAUAGAUGGUACAUAUCAGCAGAAUCGUCACAUUCCCAUGAAAACUUAUGUAUUAUUGGCUGCUUUAACUUUGGGCACCAUGGGAUUGUCUAAUUCAAGCUUAGGAUAUCUUAAUUAUCCAACACAGGUCAUAUUCAAAUGCUGUAAGCUGAUACCAGUUUUAAUUGGUAGUAUAGUGAUACAAGGCAAAAAGCACGGACCAAUUGACUUCUUAGCGGCAACGACAAUGUGUGUUGGUUUAGCAUGGUUUACUUUAGCUGAUUCAAAAAUUUCACCAAAUUUUGAUGUAUUUGGAAUAAUGAUGAUAUCUGGUGCGUUAUUGUGUGACGCAGCAAUUGGCAACGUACAAGAAAAGGCGAUGCGAGACCAUAAAGCGCCUAGUAAUGAAGUAGUUUUAUAUUCAUAUGGAUUGGGGUUCGGUUACCUAUUUUUUAUCAUGCUUAUAUCACGGAAUCUCAUACCAAGUAUUCAAUUUUGCAACAAAUAUCCCAAAGAAACAUAUGGUUACGCCUUUUUAUUCAGCUUAUCUGGUUAUUUAGGAAUGCAGUUUGUACUUUCACUUGUUCGGACAGCUGGUGCACCAUUAGCUGCAACAGUAACUACUGCAAGGAAAGCUGUAACAAUUGUUAUAUCAUUUAUUUUCUUCGCAAAACCAUUUUCAAUUCAAUACCUAUUAUCAGGCACAAUUGUUGUUUUAGGAAUAGCUUUAAAUGUUUAUAGUAAAAAAUCCAAGUUAACAUUUAAUGAUAUCAGACAAAAAUUUCAACGGUUUAAAUUGUCAUCUCAAAGUAAAACAUUUUUGCUAGACGUUUAGUUUAAUGUAUUUCUAAGUGCAUACAUCACGUAUUUUAAAAAUAAAUAAAUUUAAUUAUUUUUUAAGUUUACAAAUAUAUUAGCUUUAUGUGGCAUUACUUAUCAUAGUGAUAUUGUCUAAAUAAAAUAGAAAUUUGAUUUU